Lytechinus pictus (painted urchin) is the source of this 2051-nucleotide messenger RNA. Its product is annotated as G1/S-specific cyclin-E. Gene Ontology annotation, molecular function: cyclin-dependent protein serine/threonine kinase regulator activity. The record is from RefSeq and is a predicted model, not a curated record. The coding region runs from base 335 to 1603 and encodes 422 amino acids. Gene Ontology annotation, biological process: regulation of cyclin-dependent protein serine/threonine kinase activity; G1/S transition of mitotic cell cycle. The transcript is spliced from 13 exons. Gene Ontology annotation, cellular component: cyclin E1-CDK2 complex; nucleus; cytoplasm. Lineage: Eukaryota; Metazoa; Echinodermata; Echinoidea; Temnopleuroida; Toxopneustidae.
AAGACUUCUUAGUUAGUGUAAUUGAAUGAGCCCGAGUUCGAGAAAAAAAUAGUCGAAAUAAACUCAUUUUCCUUCAAUUUAGAAUAUCGUUUGGAUAUUCGCGGUCAGACUAAACUCCCGCCAGUGAGUAUUCGGUCAAUGCACAGGAUCACUUCUUACGCGCCGCCGCCGACUGUUUGGGUAUACGCUCCCGCUAUAUACAGAGCAGCUUUCGCGGGGAAUAAGUUUUGCUGAAGAGCUAGAGUGCAGGUAAAAAAGAAAGAUUUCACCUCCAAUACAAAAGCAAACUAAGAAAGCUGUGAACGGGUAGAGGAUCUAGAUACUGCACUGAAAUAUGUCUCGGAGGAGUGGGCGUUUGCAAGCGAGACAAGACAACCAGGCUUUAUCCGAGUGCAAUACAGAUGAAAAUAUUUCAAUGUGUACAAGAAAGAGGAAAACAAGGGAGCAGGACAAGAGUAGUAUAUCAAGAGCUGAAGGUGUUCAAAGGAGAAGGCAACAGUUUAGGAUAGAGAACCGAUGGGUACCAAUCUCUGAGUCGUCAUCAAUAGAAACAUCUCUUCUAGUUCCCAUGCAUAAGGAACCAUCAACUCCUUCAGAAGAACUUAUGGACACUGCCAAUUGGAUGACCUUCCGUAAUCUGUUUCCUGCGCAUGUAUCAGACCGAGCUUCACCUAUUCCUCUUCUACACUGGGAUGAUCUACCUGAGGUAUGGAGUAUAAUGACAAGAAAGGAAGCUAUGUGUCCAAGGAAACAUGAUUGUCUAAAGAGACAUCCAUCAUUGGGGGAGAGAAUGAGAGCUAUUCUUCUAGAUUGGCUUAUUGAAGUGUGUGAAGUUUAUAGGUUACAUAGAGAGUCAUUUUAUCUAGCAGUAGACUUUGUAGAUAAGUAUCUAGCAGCCAAAGAAAAUAUUCCAAAAACAAAACUCCAGCUCAUCGGUAUCACAUCAUUAUUUGUAGCUGCAAAACUAGAAGAAAUCUACCCACCUAAGCUCCAUGAGUUUGCGUAUGUCACAGAUGGAGCAUGCACGGAUGAUCAGAUCCUAGAACAAGAACUCAUCAUGUUGAUGACUCUGAACUGGGACUUGACACCAAUCACAGUCAACACCUGGCUGAAUGCAUUCAUGCAGAUCUGUAAUGCCGAGGAGAUAGCCCAUAGAAAGACCAACUUUCACUACCCAGCAUACUCGUCUACAGACUUUGUUCAAGUAGCACAGCUUCUAGAUGUAUGUACCUUAGAUAUUGGUUCUAUGGACUUUGACUACAGUAUCCUUGCAGCAUCAGCUCUCUAUCAUGUCACAAAUGAAGAGGUCACUUUGAAUGUAACUGGCAUGAAGUGGGAUGACAUAGCAGCUUGUGUCCAGUGGAUGACAGCCUUUGCCAUGACAAUCCGUGAAGUGGGCGUGGCUCAGCUCAAGAACUUCAAAAACAUCUAUGCUGGAGAUGCACACAACAUUCAAACCCAUUGCUCAGGUCUAGAACUAUUGGAUAAAUCCCAUGAGAAAUUAAAGCAGCUAAGAGAGUCUUCAUGCUACAGUCCUGUUCAAGUGCCUGGUGUCUUAACCCCUCCUCAGAGUGAUAAAAAGACAAAAAAGGGAGUUCUAUGAUAGAGGAAGGUUAUGCCAUCCGUCUUGGCCAGUUGUAUUAAUGUGAUAGCAGUAGGUAGUUUCUAUUUAACAAAGAGAGUUCCUUUCCAUUAUUCUCUUAUCUGAGCAUUUCAAAAGGGCUUUUCCUCUUUCAAGUAGAUUUUUAGGUAAUUAGUGUAGUAAUAUAAUGCUUUUUAAUGGAUCAGGAUGACGUCUCUAAAUGUUUAAAGAUAUAACAUAACCCUGUCAACGGAUUCAGGCAUGCCUUUAUUCAUGGGCAAAUUCUCCAUUUCCUUUGGAACUUCCCAGCAAGAGGUUUCAAUCUUAAAUGAGCUAGGCAUAUUAUAUUUACUUUCACAUCUUACCAGGUAGUUGGGUAUCCAUUUAAGACCUGGUUGGAAUAAUGUUGAAGCUUAGUUAGGAUUGUGAUGAUAGUGUUCAGUAAUAUGCUUGUGUGAAAAUUAAUGUC